CGCGCCCCGACGCUCGCCAAGGCUCGGCGCGCCGGCGGUCCUCAGCCGCUCGGGGGACCUGAGGGACGCGCGGCCGCCUGCGGGGCCAGAGGUGCAGCCGGGGAGAAGCCGGAGGCCGCCGGGGAGAUAUUUUAACAAGGAAGAAAUCACUCUCCUCCUAAGAUGGAAUCUGUGAUUUGGGAAUGUGGUUGAUCAACUUGAUAUGCUGGCCAGAUGUGCCCUAUGUAAUAAAAUGAAAAGAAGAUACAAGAUGAUGUCAUUUUCCAAUAUUGUGAAACCAAAAACAAAUGCCUUUUGUGAGACCAGGUUAACAAACCUCUGACAGUACAAGGAGUUUUUAACUGUUUGAAGAACCUAACAGAUACAGAGGGGUGCUUUCAAGCUGAGACCUGCAAGCGUACACUGGUCAAAAACACAUCUUGAGUGGAUCUGAUCAUCCGAGUCUCAUUCAGAUCCAGGAAGAAUGGCUAUGAGUUGGGUUGUCUUUUAUCUUUGGCUCUUGACUGUGUUUGUGGGACAUAUAGGUGGGCACAGUUUAUUUUCUUGUGAACCUAUUACCUUGAGGAUGUGCCAAGAUUUGCCUUAUAAUACUACCUUCAUGCCUAAUCUUCUGAACCAUUAUGACCAACAGACAGCAGCUUUAGCAAUGGAGCCAUUCCACCCUAUGGUGAAUCUGGACUGUUCUCGGGAUUUCCGGCCAUUUCUUUGUGCACUCUAUGCCCCUAUCUGUAUGGAAUAUGGACACGUCACACUUCCCUGUCGUAGGCUGUGCCAGCGUGCCUAUAGCGAGUGUUCAAAACUCAUGGAGAUGUUUGGUGUUCCUUGGCCUGAAGAUAUGGAAUGCAGUAGGUUUCCGGAUUGUGAUGAGCCAUAUCCCCGACUUGUGGAUUUGAAUUUAGUUGGAGAUCCAACUGAAGGUGCCCCAGUUGCAGUACAGAGGGAUUAUGGUUUUUGGUGUCCCCGAGAGUUGAAAAUUGAUCCUGAUCUUGGCUAUUCCUUUUUGCACGUGCGAGACUGUUCACCACCAUGUCCCAAUAUGUACUUCAGGAGAGAAGAGCUGUCAUUUGCUCGCUAUUUCAUAGGACUGAUUUCAAUCAUUUGCCUCUCUGCCACCUUGUUUACUUUUUUAACCUUUUUGAUUGAUGUCACGAGAUUCCGUUACCCUGAAAGACCUAUCAUAUUUUAUGCGGUCUGCUACAUGAUGGUGUCGUUAAUUUUCUUUAUUGGCUUUUUGCUUGAGGACCGAGUAGCCUGCAACGCAUCUAGCCCUGCACAGUAUAAGGCUUCCACAGUGACACAAGGAUCUCACAAUAAAGCCUGUACCAUGCUUUUUAUGGUACUCUAUUUUUUCACUAUGGCUGGCAGUGUAUGGUGGGUAAUUCUUACCAUCACAUGGUUUUUAGCAGCUGUGCCAAAGUGGGGUAGUGAAGCUAUUGAGAAGAAAGCAUUGCUAUUUCAUGCCAGUGCCUGGGGCAUCCCUGGAACUCUAACUAUCAUCCUCUUAGCGAUGAAUAAAAUUGAAGGUGACAAUAUUAGUGGCGUGUGUUUUGUCGGCCUCUACGAUGUUGAUGCGUUAAGAUAUUUUGUUCUCGCUCCCCUCUGCCUGUAUGUGGUAGUUGGGGUUUCUCUCCUCUUAGCCGGCAUUAUAUCCCUAAACAGAGUUCGGAUUGAGAUCCCAUUAGAAAAGGAAAACCAAGAUAAAUUAGUGAAAUUCAUGAUCCGGAUUGGUGUUUUCAGCAUUCUUUACCUUGUACCACUCUUGGUUGUAAUUGGAUGUUACUUUUACGAGCAAGCUUACCGUGGCAUCUGGGAAACAACGUGGAUACAGGAACGCUGCAGAGAAUAUCAUAUUCCGUGUCCGUACCAGGUUACUCAGAUGAGUCGUCCGGACCUGAUUCUCUUUCUGAUGAAGUAUCUAAUGGCUCUCAUAGUCGGGAUUCCCUCUAUAUUUUGGGUUGGAAGCAAAAAGACCUGCUUUGAAUGGGCCAGUUUUUUCCAUGGUCGUAGGAAAAAAGAGAUAGUGAAUGAGAGCCGGCAGGUGCUCCAGGAACCCGACUUUGCCCAAUCGCUCCUGAGGGAUCCAAAUACUCCUAUUAUAAGAAAAUCAAGAGGAACUUCCACUCAAGGAACAUCCACACAUGCUUCUUCAACUCAGCUGGCCAUGGUGGAUGAUCAAAGAAGCAAAGCAGGGAGUGUGCACAGCAAAGUGAGCAGCUACCAUGGCAGCCUCCACAGGUCACGUGAUGGCAGGGCCUUGCACAUGGUACACUCCCUGCAGCUACCGAGGAGUGGAGGAGAGACUACCUCACGGCAGCAUGUCCCGCCUGACGGAUCACUCCAGGCACAGCAGCUCUCAUCGGCUCAACGAGCAAUCUCGACACAGCAGCACCCGAGACCUCAGUAACAACCCCCUGACUCACAUCACACACGGCACCAGCAUGAACCGUGUUAUCGAAGAGGAUGGGACCAGUGCUUAGUCUUGUCUACGGUGACAAUGUGUGCUAUUGGAAAGCAGGUUUUAGUCUUUGCCUUCGCAUGGCUGGCUGCUGUAACUCGCUGUCUUCCUGCUUUCCCUCAGGCAGAGUGUGCCCACUGAGAAGGUAGAGCUUUGCUUUUUGUAUCCCAUCAAACGUGGAGCGUAAACACAGCCGAAACGUUAAGAGUCAUGUCAUCACAAAAAUAAUUCUUUCUAGGUUGUGAAGAGAUGAUUGUCUGGUAAGCAUUUUUUAUAAACCCACUUAUUUUAUAUUUAGAAAAAUCCUAUAUGUGUGGUGACUGCUUUGUAGUGAACUUUCAUAUAAUAUGAACUAGUUGUGAAAUGACAUUCUGGUAGCUCUGUUAAUAAAACAAAGUUUCAGAAUUAAAGAAUAUUUCUAUGCAAGGCUUAUUUCUCAGAUGAAUACUAAGACUUUGUAGGUUUGUUUCCACUGGGUGAAUAAAAGGAGCCGUUUUUUUUAAGCUGUAGAAGACUGUGAUAAGCCAGCAAGGGUAUUUAGCUAGUAGAUAAAAGUGCCAGAAGAGUCCAGUUGGUCUGUGGGAGGUUCUCUCAAAGUCUCUCAAUCUUCCCCAGAGAUGUUCAGGAUGUGGAUUAGCGCUGGAGUAAAGGCAGAGAUGAGCAUUUCCCUGAAGUCGUAUUGUUUUUUCACUUUUGUAAAUAUUACUUUUAUGGGCUAUGUUUUUAUAAUAUCCAUAUGCAUGAUAGAAAAGUUUUAGUUUGUGACCAUCUUUUCCCAGGUAAUUGUAUUGAUUCAUAGACAACUUCAUGUUCAGACAUGUUCUGUGGAGGCAUGCAGUAAGAUAAGCAUCACACAUUAUAAGGGUUUUUAGUGGUAAAAAAUUACAAAAUGGCGAAAUAUUUUCUCUGUAUUCAUUGUUGUAUUUUUCUACAGUGAGAUGUGACCUUGCCAAAGCCAUCAGACAUUGGUAUCCAGGCCCUCCUAAAGUGAGCUGAUUGUCUGCCCUCAAAUUCCCCAGUAGCCAGUUGGCUACCACUUUUGCCCACAUCCCCAUUUUCAGUUUCUAAAUCACUGUUUACAUCUGAAAUAUAUAAUCUAAGUCUAAAGUGGUGAUUAAUUUGGGUUCUUGAAAAUCAUUGUGGCUAAUGGAGCAUGGUUAUUCUUUUUGUGAAUACCUUUUCAUCUUAAAAAUAUCAAGUAAAAAAAACACUUGACAUUUUAUCUUAUAAAACUUAAAUGUCUUAGGAUAUGAACUGUGAAGUUUAUUGGGUAUGAAACUAAUCAGAAAGAAAAAUUUUGUAAAAUGCUAAUGUGUUAUUCAGAAACAGUGAUGCUCAGCCCUGAUUGCAGAUAAAACUCACUCUGGGAACUCUUGUUAGCCAGCAUCUUUCUCUCGGGUGAGAGUUUAUGCUUUAAAAACACAAAAGCUUUCCAAGUGAUUAUUAGCAGCCAGACUUGAAGCCCAUUCUCCCAAGCUCGCUGUCCCCUAAUGAUGGGCUGAUGGCGUCACAUCUGAUCAUGGGAAGAUCCAUCCAGACUCAGUGAUACACUUUACAUUGUUACCUAAUAUACAUACUGUUGUUUCUACUUUAUUAUCCAUUAUAAAAUGCAGAAUUCUCAGCUCUCAUCCUUGAAGAUUCUUACUGAGUAAGUCAAGGGCAGUAGGAGUUCACAAGUUUGUGUAUCUAAAACACCACAGAAGAUUCUUAGCAGGGUAUCCAAGAAUCACACUCAGAAAAAAAAAAUAUUCUAGACUCUGGAGAGAGAGGCAUGGUUUUGCCAUAUGCUAGCUUUCAACUUUGAACAAGUCAGCCUCCUUGAGCCUAGCUCCCCUUGUUUGAAAAUGAACACUGAAGAUGAAUAUCUACUCUACCUACCUCACUAAGUUGUCAGAUUAAGAUCAAAUGAAAACAACCACAUGGAAGCUCUUUGAAACUGUGAAGCAUUGUGGAAUAUGAGAUUAAGGUUUCUGAGAACUUAGAGCUUUAUUAGAGGUCUACUGUAGUACAUUUCUUGACACACGUUUAAUUCAUGUGUACGCUUCUCUCACCCUUUAAAAUUAAGAGUUCCCGCCUGACAGAAGAGCCAGUUUUCUGGUCGUCAUGACUUAUUUGUGUCAUGCUGCUUCUUCAAAGCAUAUAUCAGUAGAGAUUACCCAUUCUUCAUAAGACACAUUUGAGCACGUACCCCAAAUGGUUUCUCUUCCUCUGACCUCCUGUCUUUCUCCUUGGAACUGGAGUUACCACUCAGAGAGGCCUGAAGUUUCUGAUAACGAUAGUCAGUAAACCUUUCCUUAAGCCUUACAAGGCACAGCUGAUAACUUGUCUAUAAAUAAGCCAGUAACUCAGGAAGCUUCUGCUUGAGAAGCUCCAUAGAACAGCAUGGGCAAACCACAACAAACAUCCACAAACAAAAACAGGAAGUUAAGACAGAAAUACCAGUUUGAGCUGAAAGAUAUCAUCGUCUGCCACCAUCUGCAUAAUACCAAUUGCCAAGUGUUAAUUGGGUGUCUUUUCCAGUGAGCCAAGUGUAGACAGUGACGUGAACAUUGCUAUAAAAGUCUUACCUUUGUGCUUCCAGAUAGUGUGUGUAUUUGCAUCUCCUCUAAGCUGGUGGUGAUGUGUAUGUGAAUGUUGUUGGCCUACAGUCAGCUUCAACAAGUACCAUUGUUCACUUGUUCUAUACAAUCCGCAUAGUAUUGUUAGUGUUAAGUAACACUGUUCAGUUUGGGUCAUGUUCUUUAUGUGCUCCAUGUUAGGAAUCUUUUUUUUUUUUAAGAGACUGUUGAAGAACUAUAGCAGAACAGUGAUUUCAAAUCUUUACCUGCUUAAAUUGACUUGAACAAGUCUGGACAGUUUUUACCAUAUGGGUAACUUUAAUUUCUGUUGUGAUUGGCAUAUGUUAAUACUUAGUGUUUUCUUUGUUCAGUUGACCACCAAGAAAAUGAUAGUUCCCUCUAAAGUAUUAAUAUGUUAUCAAAAGUGUUCUGAAAAGUACUUUGAUUUUAGCAAUAUUGUUUUAUUCAUGAUUAGGCAAAAGAUCCAAGGCAAUAUUAAGCUCAAAACAGUAAUUUGUUUCAGAGGCAAUGGAUGAAUAACAAUUAGCACAGGACUUCGUACAGCAUAAGCUUUUCAGUAAAUGUUUAAUGAACAGCUAACUCAUAACACUAAUGUGGACCAUAACAGUUGUUUAUAUAUGUUUGUGAUUUUUUUUUUAAAUCUGUGUAAAAUAAGAAUUCUUGGAUUUCACACAGAAACACAGGAAAUAGAAGUUUUCUAGAAACUAGGUUUAUACAUAAACUCAUGAUUCUUUUAAACUUCUUUUAGACUUUUUGUAACCAGUUAAAAUGAGAAAAGCUUGGGUUUGGAGAAAUGGAUGGUUCCGUGCUUUAGUUCGCUGCUCUUCCAAAGGACCAGAGAUCAGUUGCUGGCACCCUCGUCAGGCAUCUGUGGGGCUCCAGGAUGAAUAAGGCGCUCCUCUGGCUGCCUUUGACACCAACACACUGUAGCAGGCACACAUGUGCACAUAAAUUCAAAGUAGAGUAAUGUAUUUUUUUCUGAGACAAGGUUUCUCUGUCUAACAGCCCUGG
Microtus ochrogaster (prairie vole) is the source of this 6045-nucleotide messenger RNA. RefSeq names its product frizzled class receptor 3 (gene Fzd3). NCBI's taxonomy places the organism in Eukaryota, Metazoa, Chordata, Mammalia, Rodentia, Cricetidae. The record is from RefSeq and is a predicted model, not a curated record. Gene Ontology annotation, biological process: canonical Wnt signaling pathway; non-canonical Wnt signaling pathway. Gene Ontology annotation, molecular function: Wnt-protein binding; Wnt receptor activity. Gene Ontology annotation, cellular component: plasma membrane.